AUGACUUUCCGUUUGCCUGGUUUUGGAAGCUUCUCCAAACUUUGGAAGAACAACCCAUACCUUGGGUUAGCCUCAGGAAAUUCGCAUCUCUCUCACUUUCUCAUGAACUACUGUGCCAUCAAGAACCAACAGAGGUGGUUGUCUCUUACAACCCUGUCUCUACAGAAUACCAAAGCAAUGGAUCUACUGACUGCCAAGACCAGAUAUUAUAGGAAAAACGUUGAAGGAAGUAAUAAAGUUUCUUCUGAUUCUUCUCAUUUUUUUGCUGCUGGAGCAGCUAAGAAGAGAGCACAGAUGAAUCCUCAGAGUAAAGAUCCUAUCUCACCCCCUCUGAGGAACACUAUUCAACUCCCAACAAAACCUUUGAAUUCAGAAGAGUGGGAUAAACUUAAGGGAGAUUUCAAAGGAAAGGCCAGUUUUGAAAAUUGGAUCAGCUCACAAUUAACUCACUGCCAUAGCCCUGUAGAUGUGGCCAAAUCUCUUCUGGCAUGGGUAGCUUCAAAAAACAAUGGUAUUGUAAGUUAUGAAUUACUGGUCAAAUAUUUGUGUCUCUGUGUCUUUCAUAAACAGACAACAGAAAUUAUUGACGUCUAUGAAAUCAUGAAAGCCAGAUACAAACGUUUAGAACCAGGGGGUUACACUCUUCUCAUCCGAGGAUUAAUCCAUUCAGAUAGAUGGAGAGAGGCCUUGCUGCUAUUAGAAGAUAUCAAAAAAGUCACGAUCCCUUCAAAAAAGAACUACGAUGACUGUAUCCAGGGAGCUCUCCUUCAUCAAGAUGUAAAUACAGCUUGGAAUCUGUACCAGGAAUUGCUAGGUCAUGAUCUUACUCCUAUGAUGGAAACCUUAAAAGCCUUCUUUGAUUUUGGAAAAGGUCUAAAAGACGAUCAAUAUACAAACAAACUACUAGACAUUCUUUUGUAUCUAAGAAAUAAUCAGCUAUAUCCUGGGGAGUCAUUUGCACAUUGUAUAAAAACUUGGUUUGAAAGUAUUCCUGGAGAACAAUGGAAAGGAGAAUUCACCACAAUCCAGAAAAGUGGCCAGUGUCUGGGCUGUGGAAAAACCACAGAGUCUAUUCACCUGACUCUAGAAGAGUAUGAAUUACUCAAGGAAAACAUCAUGAGAAAUGUGAUAGAUGGAGGUGACCAAUACAAAAAGACGACACCUGAGGAACUUGAGAGAUUUCAGAACUUUGUAAAGUCCUGUGCUCCUUUUGAUAUUGUCAUCGAUGGACUCAAUGUUGCCAAAAUGUUUCCUAAAGCUCGUGAAUCGCAAGUUCUCUUGGAUGUGGUCUCUCAGCUAGCCAAGCAGAAUCAACAACUUCUGGUCCUGGGCCGGAAGCACAUGCUAAAGCCAUGUUCUCGGUGGAGAAAGGAUGAAAUGGAAAAGGUGCAAAAGCAAGCAAGCUGCUUCUUUGCUGACAACAUCUCAAAGGAUGACCCGUUCCUUCUGUACGCCACUCUGCACUCUGGGAACCACUGCAAGUUUAUCACAAAUGACCUGAUGCGGGACCACAAAGCUUGUCUGCCCGAUGCCAAGACCCAGCGCCUCUUCUUUAAAUGGCAGCAAGGACAUCAGCUGGCAAUUAUUAGUAGGUUUCCAGGGUCAAAGUUAACCUUUCAGAGUAUUCUCAGCUAUGAUACAGUGGUGCAAACAACUGGAGACUCGUGGCAUAUACCAUAUGAUGAAGACCUGGUGGAAAGAUACUCCUAUGAAGUGCCAACCAAAUGGCUUUGCCUUCACCGAAAGACAUAA
Molecule: messenger RNA, 1752 nt
Organism: Chrysochloris asiatica (Cape golden mole)
Lineage: Eukaryota; Metazoa; Chordata; Mammalia; Afrosoricida; Chrysochloridae
Gene: PRORP
Product: KIAA0391 ortholog
Exons: 7
Coding region: 1-1752 (583 amino acids)
Biological process (GO): mitochondrial tRNA 5'-end processing; tRNA 5'-leader removal
Cellular component (GO): mitochondrion; mitochondrial ribonuclease P complex
Molecular function (GO): protein binding; ribonuclease P activity
Source: RefSeq, a predicted model, not a curated record